This is a messenger RNA of Nothobranchius furzeri (turquoise killifish), 2471 nucleotides long. It is a transcript of the gene stx16, whose product is annotated as syntaxin 16. Gene Ontology annotation, molecular function: SNARE binding; SNAP receptor activity. The record is from RefSeq and is a predicted model, not a curated record. Gene Ontology annotation, cellular component: endomembrane system; membrane; SNARE complex. Lineage: Eukaryota; Metazoa; Chordata; Actinopteri; Cyprinodontiformes; Nothobranchiidae. Gene Ontology annotation, biological process: vesicle-mediated transport; vesicle fusion; intracellular protein transport.
AUAAAUCGUAGAAGAAGCGCUUUACGCUCGCAGAUGUUUACGUUAGCACUUCCGUAGCUCCUUGUAAGCGGAAUAACGUUACCAGUUGGAUUUCAAAUCAACCUUUUUCAUGAAAUUCUCGGUUUUAUCCAGCGUUCACUACUUCAGGACUAAACAUGCUUAACAAAUCAUUGUGACUCAGCUCGAUUGAAGUCCACAGCAUCCGUUUUAUCGCGAGUUUUCCCUCAUUCAUCGCAGGUGAAGCUAAGUCCGCUGCGGCGUUAGUGGACGUUAUUUAGCUAAAUUUAUCAUUUGACCUGCACUUUGUCCUGGGUUAAUUUAAAAUUCAAGCAAGCCAGUCAUGGCCACUAGGCGUCUGACCGAUGCCUUCUUGUUAAUGCGGAACAAUGCGAUCCAAAACCGGCAGAUUUUGGCUGAGCAAGUGAGUACAAACGAGCCCCGUCUGAGUACACGUAGCAAUGCUGCGGAGCUUGAUGAGAUGGCUGAUGACCGCAUGGCUCUGGUGUCCGGCCUCAGUCUGGAUCCUGAAGCUGCCAUCGGUGUCACUAAAAAACUGCCUCCCAAAUGGAUAGACGGGGUCGAUGAGAUCCAGUAUGAAAUCACACGAAUCCAACAGAAGAUGAAGGACCUGGCUCUGCUUCAUGACAAGCACAUGAACCGUCCCACUCUGGAUGACAGCAGCGAAGAGGAGCAUGCUAUAGAGAUCACUACACAGGAGAUCACGCAGAUGUUUCAUCGAUGCCAGCGAGCUGUGACGAGCCUGCAGUCCCGUCGGGGCCACUGCACCGAGCAGGAGGAGAGACUCCUGACAAACGUGGUGUCGUCUCUGGCUCAGAGCCUGCAGGACCUCUCCAUCAACUUCAGACACACACAGUCUGGCUACCUAAAACGUAUGAAGAACCGUGAGGAGCGUUCCAAACACUUUUUUGACUCGGGGCCAUUAAUGGAAGAAGAUGAAGAAUUAGCUCUGUAUGACAAGGGCUUCACAGAUGACCAGUUGAUGCUGGUGGAGCAGAACUCUGUGAUGGUGGAAGAGCGAGAGAGGGAGAUCCGACAAAUAGUGCAGUCCAUCUCAGAUCUCAAUGAGAUUUUCCGAGACUUGGCUGGAAUGGUGGUGGAGCAGGGCACUGUCCUCGACAGAAUCGACUUUAACGUGGAGCAGGCUUGUGUGAAAACAGAUGAUGGAUUGAAACAGUUACAAAAGGCGGAGCAGUAUCAGAAGAAAAACAGGAAGAUGCUGGUCAUUUUAAUCCUUUUUGUUAUAGUUAUUGUUCUAAUUAUUAUUCUUUUUGGAACAAAGUUUAAAUAAUCCAUUCCUAUGGCUUGUGUUGCCUGUCUGAGUGUUUUUGUUGUGUUAUGUGGACUUGGACUCAGUUCUGCUCCGAACAAACGUUUCUGCCUUUCAUAUCCACCAGGAAGCAUCAAGAAGAAUUUUACGUCUUUUCUGGUGCUCUGCAAGCUGCGUGGAGAUGCUCUGCUUACAUUUUAACAAAAAAAAACAAAAAACAGUCUGGUUAAGAUAUAUAUUUUUAAUCAAAUGGUAACUAAGAGUGCUAGAAGUCUGCUGAGCCUCGACCAAGUCGACACGUUUGAGUUGAAAGAAGCCUUUUGUUGUCUGACCAUCGAUGUUAAAACUUCUGCUUAAUCAAAGCACCGAUUGUGAUUUCUGUUUUCAUGAAGGUGAAUCGUUUCCGUCUAAAAUGAAAUAGAUUUAGUUUCUGUGGGGAAGAAGAGUGAACAAAAUGAAAAACAGUAUCCAGCAGGUGCAGUUUCACUGCUAAUUUACUGUCACCUAAACGUUACAUCAGUAUUUGUUCUUGAAAAUAUUAAAAAAAAGUCUUAUUAGGGAUCUUCUAGCUACACUUAGAAUAGCCACUUAGUAGCAAAACACUUCAGAUUAGAGGACCACUUGUUUUAUUUUCAUGUGCUACUUUAAUACCAAUUAUUCGGUUAUUGAUGCUCCAUGUUGGUCUGAGUGCGUAGCUGUGAUCCACCUAUGAGUUUAAAAUUUGGCUUCACAUUUGAUGCACUUUUCCCAAGUGCUUAUUUUAAAAACACUACUAAAUUCCAUGGUCUUUACAUAAAGUGCUACCUUUUAAUCCUGUUGCAAUUUGCACAUACUGAGGCUUGAGAUGAGGGGGUGCUGUGUUAUGAUGUUACUACUGUCACCUGUAUGUUAUAUAUAAAGAAUUAUUUAUUUUCUGAUAAAUAAUCCAGAGGUAUUCUGUUUCUGGUAGGUUUGCUGUAUAUUGAGUAGAUUAUGUCUAAUAUGAACGCAACAGUUGUUCACUGAAUGAAAACUGAUUUUGUUCGAUGCAGGCAGACAAUUAAAUGCCUAAUAAUUUUAUUAAUAUCGUUUUUGUCCCAUCGCUACAUGUUGUGUAAAGACUGAAGAUAAGGAAUGAAGAGAUUUAUUAUCUGUACUCAACUUUCCACUUUAUACACCUGAUAAAUCAUCUUUUUGUCAAUGA